Penicillium verhagenii is the source of this 2142-nucleotide messenger RNA. RefSeq names its product PA domain-containing protein. The coding region runs from base 1 to 2142 and encodes 713 amino acids. The record is from RefSeq and is a predicted model, not a curated record. The transcript is spliced from 2 exons. Gene Ontology annotation, molecular function: carboxypeptidase activity. Lineage: Eukaryota; Fungi; Ascomycota; Eurotiomycetes; Eurotiales; Aspergillaceae.
AUGCACUGGAAUGGUCCAAAGCUCUCGUUACCAGAUUUGAUUCAGCUGCUUUUGUCCGUUCCAUCUGCAGAGUACAUUCGCGAAUCGAGUGCCUAUUACACCUCAAAGCCACAUUUUUCUGGACAGGGUCUCGAGCAAGCACAAUGGACGCAGACCCAAUGGAAAAGCUACGGCAUUGCAGACACUCAAAUAUUCUCCUAUGAUGUGCAUCUGCCGGCUCCGACCGAUCACCAGCGAUUGGCUCUGCUACGAGACUCGGAGGUUCUUUACGAGGCACCAUUGAGCGACAGUGAGGAUGGAUUUUAUCCUGCCUUCUACAGCUUUGUUACCAAUUCGAACAUUACUGCUCCCUACAUUUUUGCCAACUUUGGCGCCGACGACGAUUACCAAGAUCUCGUGAACAAUAAUGUCAGCCUCGAGGGCAAGAUCGCAGUGUUGAAAUCGGCCGAUGCAUCAUCUUAUCUACAGCUUCACCAUCUUGGGAUGUCGCGGGAGGUACAGAUCAGGAAUGCUCAGAACCGGGGCCUGAUCGGGGUCCUCAUGUAUCCUGAUCCCCAAAACGAUGAGCCUAUCAAUGAAUCAAACGGGUACAGACCGUACCCUGACGGUCCAGCACGACCCCCGAAGAUGAUUGAGAGAGGCGGUAUAGGCCCAUUCGGUACGUAUCACCUCGAUUACGUGCCAAUAUUAGACGUUGGUAGCUUGUCACCUGUACCGUGUUCCCGCGUUAAGGUGUACGUACUGGGUCGGCUGACUAUUCCAGAUUCGUACCAGGCCGGCUUAAUACCCACAAUCGCCUGCAUGCCAAUAUCCUACGCCGAUGCCGUCCCUAUUCUCACGGCAUUGAAUGGUCAUGGUCCAUCAGCUUCUGAUCUAAAUAGCCGAUGGCACGGGGGAGGACUCUCAUUCCACGGCGUCCGCUAUAAUGUGGGGCCAUCGCCUCCCGAAAUCUCGCUUCAUCUUCGCACCGAGGCAUAUCUCCACACUGGCAAAGUGCAUAACGUUAUCGGUAAAAUAACCGGGAAAUCCGACGAGAUCGUCAUUUUGGGGAAUCAUCGUGAUGCCUGGGGCCCUGGGGCGGGCGAUCCCAAUAGUGGGUCAGCGGCAUUAAAUGUCCUUGUUCGCAGCUUUGGACGAGCCCUUCGCCACGGUUGGCAGCCUCACCGAACCCUUGUGUUCGCCAGUUGGGAGGGGGAGGAGAUUGGACAAAUCGGCUCUUUGCCCUGGAUCAAGGAGCAUUUUGAAUGGCUCAACGCGACCACUGUCGCUUAUCUAAACGUCGUUGUGGCUGGCGCGGGAAAGAAGUUCCAUGUCAAGGCUAGCCCUUUACUGUAUAGAGCAGCCCUGGAUGCCAUGCAGCGUGUGCCGUCACCAAAUCAGACAUUAAACGGUCAAUCGAUUUUCGAUGUUUGGAAUGAGACGGGGGCGGGGAUUUGGGGGACACCGGGCGGAGGGGAUGCCAUUCGAUUCCAAGGCUUGGUAUGUGCAUCGACCGUUGAUUUCGGAUUUUCCCAAGGCUUGGCAGACAAUGUCUUCCCUUAUCACUCAGGUUUCGAUACCUUUGAAUGGAUGGAGGAGUUUGGAGAUCCUGGCUGGGCGUAUCAUCUAGCAAGCACCCAGCUUUGGUCGGUAAUGGCAGCCCAUCUGUCAGAACCGCCCCUUCUGGAAAUGAGGACUACUGAUUAUGCAAGGGCCCUAGACAAAUGGGCUCAGGACCUCUUUUCCAAUCAAAAAUGGUCCGAGCGAUGUGAUCCAGGGUCUCUCUACAAAGCAGUGGCACGCCUCGGUCAAGCCGCGAGAAGAUUUGACCAUGAGGUGGCGUCGCUGACGCUGCAGCCACAUUCUAGGUGGGACUAUUUUUCUGACCAACAAGAGAGCAUGGUGAUUGACAGGGUCAAUCAGCGGUACAUGCAGCUUGAAAGAACAUUCUUUCAUGAAUCUGGCGUCGAUGAUCGGCCUUCUUUCCAUCAUGUACUAUACGCGGCCGCCCCGUGGCAUACGGAAAAGCCACCCUUUCCAGGGCUGCGCAGUAGCUUAGAGGCCGGCCUUUGGACUAAUGCAGCGGAAUGGCGAGAGAUCGUGGCCAACAAAAUCAUUGAUGCCGCAAUCUUGCUGGAGGAAUACGAUCACUCGGCGGCAUAA